CCCCUGCGAGUGCUGCAUCAAAGCCGGGGUCAGCUACGCCGUGAAUCCCGCCCCAGCGUUUAGCCUAAAUAAACGCAAAGGAGGAGCUUGUCCCAGUCGGGACAAGAAACCUUGCAAAAGAACCCUGGUAACUACUUCAGCACGGAAAGGGGAGUGUGUCGAGUUUCAGCGAGCACGGGAGUGACCGAGCACUGGCAAGUCAGUCUGCAAGAGACUCAGAGCGCGACAGUCUGCACAGCAGAGCUCGGCAAAUGGCAAAGCGGAGGCACGCUCCGACUGCGUAGACCAUCGGACCUUUCAACAGUACAUUAGCGAAUGAUUUUAAAAGUCUAAAUCAGAAUGUCUCGUAUCAUUUCAAAACUGAAAUCGAAAUUUUAAAGUUUAUCAGGUAGUUGCCUGCGGAAGACAGCUGUUGCAUGCCCUGUACGACCUCUCCUUAGAAGUUAAAUCACAGUUUUGUUUUCUAUCCCUUGCUGGUAAUUCCCGCGUUACUCAUCCCUGGAUGCCUAUUGGAGUUUUCUUUUGGAUGCAAUUUUAACCGAAUAUCAAUAUCAACAUGGAAAAGGAUCAAAAGUGGAAAGUUUUGCCUCCGUCCGUCACGGAGAGGACUUGUAGCGAGCAUCCUUGCAAAAAGCGCUUUUGGAAAAAUUGGCAGGACCUCUCCGGUGUAACAGUUUGCGCCGCUUUGACUUUGAUGUGUUUGGGAUUUUGCACUUUGAUUUAUCUGAGGACCUCGGAGCUACAGUCCAGGAUCCUCAAUCUGGAAAGUCAGAGAGACGCAGGGCUUUCGGGCUGGAUCGCUCUGGAACAGGUGGAGCCCGUUAUUCUAAGUCGACUGGAUCAGAUUUUGGAAGAGAAGCUCGCUGCUCGUCUGCCCAAGAUCCGAGAGGCCAGGGAUGCCCCCCAUGGCUGUCUCUGCCCCCCAGGACCUCCAGGUCCACCUGGGCGUUCUGGCUUUCCGGGGGACAAAGGAAGCAUGGGGAUACCUGGACGAAUGGGGUUAAAUGGACGGCUGGGGGACAAGGGGGCGCCAGGGGAACCUGGUCUGUCUAUCAUUGGCCCACGUGGACCUCCUGGACAGCCGGGGACAAGAGGAUUCCCAGGCUUUCCGGGUCCGAUUGGUCUUGACGGGAAACCAGGCCACAAUGGACUCAAGGGCGAUACGGGCCCCCGCGGUCCAAAAGGAGUGCCGGGAGAACCUGGACCCAAAGGAGAGAAGGGUUUAUGUGGAGAGUACUCUCACCGGAAGCGUCGUAUCGUCAACAGCUGUGCAGGAGGACAGGCCAGCCAGGGCGAACCUGGAGCUCCGGGACCUGCUGGACCUCCGGGGCCUCCUGGCCCUCCUGGUGGAUCGGGACUCAAUGGACCCAGUGGCCCACCGGGCAAACCAGGUGAGCCAGGCAAACCAGGAAAGGACUCUAAGAUGUUGCUGGGAAUAAAGGGGGAGCCAGGUAUACCAGGGCACAAGGUGGAUGAAGGCCCACUGGGACCUGAAGGCCCCAAGGGCCUGAAGGGUGAUCAGGGAGAUAAGGGUGACAAGGGAGAAGGCAGUGCAGCAGGAACCGGAAUCAAAGGAGAACCAGGAAUCCCAGGCCUUUCUGGUCUAGCAGGACCCAAGGGUGAUAAAGGUGACCAGGGAAUCAAGGGUGACAUAGGAACGGAAGGGCCCGCUGGACCAAGGGGUCCACAGGGUCCAGCAGGAGAACCGGGCAAAGCAGAAAUCAACAACAAUGAAAAUGAUAUCCGUAAUGUUCCACUCAUGGGUCCCCCUGGCUUACCUGGCCCUCCAGGGUCUCCUGGUAUUUCUGGCAUGAAGGGGGAUAUUGGAUUACCAGGACCUCCAGGACAUGACGGGGAAAAGGGUCCCAGAGGGAAGCCUGGAGAGCAGGGUUUUGGGGGCCCCACAGGCCCAGAGGGGCCCCGUGGAGAAGGGGGGGUGAUGGGAUACCCCGGGCCAAAGGGAGACAAGGGGGACAUGGGUCCGUCAGGGUCACCUGGCCCGAAAGGAGAGUCAGGAGAGAAGGGAGGGGCAUCUGACAUGGUCUAUGGGCCCCCAGGACCUCCAGGGCCUCAAGGGCCAGUUGGCGGCUUGGGGCCUCAAGGAAACUCAGGGCCAAAGGGGGAGCCGGGCAUUGGGAUGCGUGGGGAGAAGGGAGCCAGUGGCCAGAAGGGAGACAAAGGGGACAGGGGUCAUUUGGGACUUCCUGGUCUGAUUGGGCCAGGAGGUGUUCCUGGACCAGCAGGACCAAAGGGUGAAAUGGGGUAUAAAGGAGACACAGGAGUUGCUGGACCAAUCGGGCCUCAAGGCAUCCCUGGUUUAGUUGGACCACCAGGACUGAAAGGCACACGGGGGGAGAGGGGCAAGAGAGGCAACAGGGGGUCCAAAGGGGAUAAGGGAGACCAAGGAGCCCCUGGAUUAGAUGCCCCGUGUCCGUUGGGUGAGGACGGGCUGCCUGUACCAGGCUGUUGGAAUAAAGGCCAGAAUCCCUUCCAGCUUGCUAAGAAGUAACUCGGCCCGACAGCAGUUGCUGCCGCAUCUUCACAUAAAACUACAACAGGAAACUUGAGGAGAAUUUUGGAGAUAAUCUUUGAGUUUCUGAUUCGCCACUGGGAUUGCCAUGCCAACGGAUUUCCCUGCAGACUGAGUGAAAAGCCUGCAAUAUUGGCUGGUACCACAAGGGGGCAAUGUGGGCUGGCUGACCUCUCGUUUAAAAGCAAAAAUGAGGAUAUGACCUAUGACCUUUAUGUUCUCUAUCAAAGGCUUCAUUGACAUUGACAGAAAAAAAACUACAGAAAAAAACGCAAGAUGCAUUUCAUUUUUGUAUGACCUUUUGUCUGACUUUCUGAUUUUGUUCACUAUGUGAAAGACUUUUUAUAGAGUAUUAUAAUUUCACUUCAUUUUAUUUAAUUUUUUUCUAUAUUUUGAUGCAAGCUACUGUGAUCCCAGAAUUCAGUGCAGCUCACAGAACCGGCCGAUGACCUGAAUAUGCACGCUCGAUUAGCAGGCGACUGUGUGCCGUAUCAGGGUCAUGUCCAGGUGUGCCUCAGAGUCGCCUCUGUCGGGCCGUGACUCCUUUAACCACAGACACCAAAAAGCUUUCUUCUCACAUGAUUCCUGAUGUCAGACCCACACUGCCUUCUGCUAGCCAGGGUCCUGCAGGGUAGCCGUCAGGUGAGGAUGAGGAGAAAGGAUGAAGAUCUACUGAUAAGGGAGAGAGCUCAGAGCUCUUUUACAGUAACAGAGCACCACACAAGCUGUAGUCACUUGUCACAAAUCCAUAGCCAGCUACUCAACUUCAGGAACACUUUGUGUAUUCCUGAGGGGCUGUUUGUAGUAGUUGUCAUUCGUUUCACUCCAUUGGCUGUUGACAUGAUAGUUGCCCAUCAGCCGAAGGUUCCCCUUAGGCCUGGACCCCGGCUAACAGACAUGUUCUCACAUAGCGAGACUCAAGCUUAUUAUUAUAGUACUACACACAACAGGUGUUUUACGUCUUGAGAAUUUCAGUAGGAGGGGGUUUAUUCGUGCAAACACUACUGCAUGAUCUCUCAUAGAAAUUAUAGAUGCCACAGACAACAUUCAUGAUUUCUGAAUCAAAUCCAUGUAAAAAGUGUUUCCUGCAUGAUUUACAUCAGUUGUCAUUAUCAUCAUUACUUCCAUUCAUUAGUAUAACAGGUGAUUUACUAAGAUCCUUCUGAGAGGAAGUGAAGUACCACGCUGCCAUUUUAGGUCUACAAUACAGUUGCAUAGUUUCUUUCUCAGUGCAGAAUUUUACCUUCAUCUGUGAGUAACUGCAGCAGGAAGUACAGUACUCGUGCAGAGUCAUGGUUGGGCAGCUAGCGUGUGCUGGAGUUAUUGUUGUUGUCUACUCUAGUGGAGACUUUUUUUCAUUUCUAUCUCAAUUGUUCAUUUACGAUGUUGUUUUCUUCUUCAUUUUGUGUCAUUUUUCAUUACAUUUGUUUGUCAGGUGACAUAGUCACGUGUUACUGACGAAGACAAAGGGAGUUAGUUGUCUGAAUGUGACUGAGGAUUGGAGGCAUUUGGCCUCUCUGUGCUGUGUGGAGGAGCUGGAACAGCUGAGACACUUAGCCGUGCUAAAUUUGUCCUGGAAACACUGAGCGUACCCCUGUCACCACUGUGAUGAUGUGUAGGGCUCUCAGCGACUCACUCAAACACCACGGGGAGAACGCCAACACUGAUGUAUUGUAUUCACUGUGUAUUGAAACGAUGGUUUGCCAUCAGUUGUCCAGUUAUCCAGACUAAGCUGGGACUGAAAUUGAUGUGUUUAAUGCCAGUUUGCUCCUGAGAUCACGGAGAGCAAAUAGAGGAUGGUACCAUCAUUAUCAGUGGCACCAGUGUUGGUUUCAACAAUGUUCUGCAGCACAGAGUCUCUGCACGCCAUCUCUGUUCACUCCCAGUGUUAGCCAAAGACAUUAGCACUGUAGAGUGUCUCUGGGUAGGAUUUCACCUCUAUCAGCAUCUACAGAGGGGCAGUUUAUUGCUCUUUUUCAUGUAUUUACCACUCUUCUCUCUUUUUGUUUUAUUUUGUUUUCUUUUCCGAAAGCCUAAUGCACAGAAGCAUUCCUGUUGUCGUAGCGACACCUGCCUUCCGACCUGCUCAGAACUUAACCAGCAUGCACAUUUGAUCACUGACCUUGUCGUUACAACUUGACUGAAGAUAGUGUAAAUAAUUUCACACUGCUGUAAUUGACAAAAACCAAGGGGGUGCUUAUGAAAACUCCUUAAAUUUGCCUUCCCGUGUACAUAUAUCUGCAUUCACAUUCUUUGCAGAGUAAUGCUGACGACCCCCAAAAGUAACACCACGGUUGAGUUGUCAUGCUCAUUUAAAUAAAUGACAUCACAAACUCUAGAAACCAAACGUAGAAAGAACACCGCGCACACACACACACACACACACACACACACACACACACACACACACACACACACACACACACACACACACACACACACACACACACACACACACACGCACACAUCUUGUUAAAAAAAGAAUAUGAGGAGAGAGUCCCCAGCAUAGUCCACUGAAAAAGCCUUUAUCAUUUGGCUAUACCUGUUUUUUCACUUAUGUUUGUUUGACAAUAUGUUUGGGCAUUCUCUCAGCCUCCCUGAAACCUUUUGGACAUUCUUGAAUCAAAAGCUGCAAUGAAAAGCAUGCUGUCAAAAUUAGACACCAUCCAGAAGUGUGAUGUGAGAUUUAGAAUAUUAUAACGUAUUGGUAUUUGUUUAUUAUUGUAUUAUUUAAGCAGAUGUGAAUUAUGAUGCUUUUUUUUAAUGCAUGUUUAGUCCGCAGUCUUCAUUGAAUGAUCCCAAAUUGGAUCAGUCUCUGUUUUAGACUGGGGUCAGAUCUGCCACAGACCCGCCCCCCCCCCGAAUCAGAAUUACCAGCUCCCAAUACCACACCAUCACCUUGGAAUUGAUCAAGUUUAACACAGUUAAAAAUUCAAAAUCUCUUGUAAAAGACGAAUGGGAAAAGUCGCUUGGAAAUCAUUAGACAAGGAGCGCACACUAAGUCGAUUAUUUCCUCUUCCAUAAACUGCUAUGAUGAAAUAGUGACAGGUGGAUGUCAACUAGAUCACUCAGCUACCACGAGUACCUGAUUUAGUGUCAGGUGACAUGCUAUCGUUCAUUCAUAUUUUGGAUACUUGAGGGUUCAUUUAAUAAGAGGGUAACUUUAUCCCCCCUAUUUCCUUUUGAAGUAAUGGAGUUAUAAUUUUUACAAAACAGGGCAUGUAUGCAUUUGGGUUUAGGUACGUUGCAUUGCGUAUAUUUGAGGAGGAGAGAUUUUGCACAUCAGUAGAAAUAUAGCGUGAUUUAACCACAUGUUUUUGAGCAAAGGUGUAUGAUGUUCAUACACCAUGACUUUUCUUUUAAUACGCAGGACAUUUCCCAAGAGCAAAGAGCGAGCACUUGUUCAGUGCUUCUGUCUCAUUUGAUCUUUUGUGCACACUGUACUCCUCAUGUGAUAUAUUAAAGAAACGUGAACACUAGAUGUAGUUGAACGUUUUUCUGUAGCAAAGAGAGGAAAACAGCUAGGCUAACAAUGAUGAUGUAAUUCUGAAGGUAUGGGGGGUAUGAGUCAUACCCAUGCAUCUUAUCUCAGUCUCCAAGGUGUUUUGCAUUUGUUUAAAUUUUUCAUGGGCUGAACAAUGUGACUAAAUGCAGCAAAAACAUUUGAAAACAAACAAAACCUGCAAAAAAGAGGAUUAUCUUUUCACUCAGAAUUCAUUCAGAAUUACUUCAUUAUUUCUAGCAAUGAAACAUUUUUAUUUUUACAACAAAAUCAGACAACUGCACCCUUUAACACGAUUGCAUUGAUCUAAGAAUGCUUUUUUUGAGUUAGCUUGUAAACAUAUACAAACUGCUUUUUAUUCUCUUCUUGAGUGUGGAUCUAAACACGUGCCUGGUAAUGCUGUAAAUAGCUGUAGUGUGAAUAAGUGAGUAAGUACAGGCAGGUAUUUACGUAUAUAUAUAUUGUGAUUCUGGGUGACCAUAAUGACAUGUAUAGGAUUGAGAAACCAGGAUGGUGCUGAUAUUUGAAGAGUACACAUUGAUACUGAUGAAACGAUUUAGCAGCAUGCUGCUGUUUAGCAGAUGCUGUUGAGUUGAAUCUGAAUCUGAGUUGAAACUGAACUGUUGUGCAUUGUACUUUGAUGCCAGUAUGCUUUAUGCAUUCAAAGUGUUUCCUAAAACAUCACUUUAGUUUUCACUUUCUGUGUUUGUUUAAAAAAAAAGUGGCAUUUGGGAUAACUAACUCACUGUAGUUCACCAAAGACUCCAUUUAAUUUUCACUGUUUAAAGAUGCAAUGUGUAGUUUUUUUCUUAAAAAUACAAACGACUUUGGACCAGUAAUGAUGUAAUUCUGAAAGUAGGUCUUAAAGCAUUUUCAUUUUUGACAAAAAAAACUAUAUAUUUGCACUUUAAAUGUAAAUUGUAUUAUGUACUGUAUGUGUUAUGUAGAGAUAAAGAUGUAUUAUAUUUUAAAUGAACCAUGCUUGAUUAUUUUGUAUUUUCAUGCUUUUCAGACCAGUGAAAACCAUAACUGUACCUGUAAAUGAAUUUGAGGGCAUUUAUUUCAAUGAUUUACUUACUUACUACAAUGAUGUUGGUUUUUGUUUUUGUAAUUUACUGACUGAUCGCCUGCAUGCUUUGGGUCCUGUGCACUAUUUCCGCACCCUGAGUGGACAGCCACCUAUGUCCUCCGCGUUUCUAUUGGAGAGAUCACUGUGUGACAGACACAACAUUACAGUACAGUUCACAUUACUUCUCUAUUGAAAUGUUUGCAAGCUAAGCAUUGAACUGAGAUGUAAAACUUAUUUUCUUUAGAUUCACUGUGAUCAUCAUUAUCAAAUGUCAGAAACAUUAAACUCAGUCGAAAGUG
This is a messenger RNA of Clupea harengus (Atlantic herring), 7400 nucleotides long. RefSeq names its product collagen, type XIII, alpha 1 (gene col13a1). The coding region runs from base 557 to 2509 and encodes 650 amino acids. The record is from RefSeq and is a predicted model, not a curated record. The transcript has 38 exons. NCBI's taxonomy places the organism in Eukaryota, Metazoa, Chordata, Actinopteri, Clupeiformes, Clupeidae.